GGCCGCCAAGGCACAUGAGAAAGUGAAUGGAAACCAUUGGCGCCCAACUCUUUUGCUCCUCAGAAUCUUCGACGAUUUUCUCCUCUUCCAAUCACUCCUUUACUCUCUAUAAAUAUUUUCCUGCGCAUUCAUGGCUUCCGAUGAAAAAUGACAAGAUUUACGGCCCCAGAUCAAACUCAUCAUUCUCCUUUUUCCGCGGCCAAAUGGGUAGUUCUCACAUCUUGCGCGGUUCUGCUCGGAGUGGCGCUCGCUGCAGAUUUCCUCUGGGCUUCUUCUUCCUAUUCUUCCUCUGCGUAUUCCUUGAUUGCUUCUAAUUUGGUGCUUGAUAAAGCUGGGACCUUUGUUGUACCAGAUGCCACCGCCAAUGAAGCUAAUGUGAAAGGAGUUGUGAAAGAAACAAAGGAACGUGCUCCGCAGAGGUUAUUGUCUGGAACUUUUGCUGAUAUAGCUGCACCUGAAUUACCAUGGGAGCCUAUGCCACCAGCACCCGUGCCUCGUCUAGACGGAGCUUCAGCUCAGAUUAAGAAUCUCUUUUACGUGUUUGCGGGAUAUGGAACUAUUGACUAUGUGCACUCUCAUGUUGAUAUAUUCAAUUUCACUGACAACACAUGGGUGGGAAGGUUGGAUACUCCGAAAGAGAUGGCGCAUUCCCAUUUGGGAGUGAUCACUGAUGGAAGAUACAUAUAUGUGGUAUCAGGCCAAUAUGGUCCUCAAUGCCGAGGGCCCACAGCUCGUGCAUUUGUGCUGGACACGGAGACAAAGAAAUGGAGCAGUUUGCCCCCAUUACCUUCCCCUCGGUAUGCUCCAGCAACUCAACUGUGGAGAGGCAGACUCCAUGUGAUGGGUGGCAGCAAGGAAAACCGCCAUACACCCGGCACAGAGCACUGGAGUCUUGGUGUGAAGGAUGGAAAAGCAUUGGAGAAAGUGUGGCGGAAAGAAGUACCCAUACCACGCGGGGGACCUCACAGGGCUUGUGUAGUGUACAAUGAUCGCCUUUUCGUAAUUGGUGGUCAAGAGGGUGAUUUUAUGCCCAAGCCUGGGUCACCAAUUUUCAAAUGUUCACGCAGGCACGAGGUGGUUUACGGUGACGUUUAUAUGUUGGAUGACGAAAUGAAAUGGAAAGUUUUACCUCCUAUGCCAAAACCAGACUCUCACAUAGAGAGCUCUUGGGUACUUGUCAACAAUUCUAUCAUCAUCACCGGCGGAACAACAGAAAAGAACCCGGUGACCAAAAGGAUGAUCCUCGUAGGCGAGGUCUUCCAAUUUCGCUUAGACACCAUGACUUGGUCAGUGAUCGGAAGGCUUCCCUACCGGAUAAAAACCACGUGCACCGGUUUCUGGAACGGUUACUUGUAUUUCACGUCUGGACAGCGGGACAGGGGACCGGAUAAUCCACAGCCUAGGCAGGUCCUUGGAGAUAUGUUUAGGGCCAAGUUGCGUUUGUAGUCCAAUUUUGUCACCUCAACCAUUCACACCUCCUUGGUUGCUAAUCGGAUCAUUUUUGUCGAUCUUUUUUUCUCUACCUAGAUCGUUGUUCGAUAGAUGUUACUUUCGAACUUGUGUUCGCAAUUAUAUACGAAAACUGUGAGUAAUCAAAUUUGCCUUUCAUUUUUCAUUCA
Messenger RNA from Pyrus x bretschneideri (Chinese white pear), 1619 nucleotides. Its product is annotated as kelch repeat-containing protein At3g27220. The record is from RefSeq and is a predicted model, not a curated record. The transcript has 7 exons. The coding region runs from base 148 to 1446 and encodes 432 amino acids. Lineage: Eukaryota; Viridiplantae; Streptophyta; Magnoliopsida; Rosales; Rosaceae. Gene Ontology annotation, molecular function: protein binding.